AUGGACACGUUCAGGUAUAUCAAAGCAGUAAAUAGACCGGAAAUCAAUACGCACCGGACAGUCCAUGUGCCUGUCGGCGGUCCGGCGCUCUCUAAACAAGCAGACUCGCCUCAAGCUGAAGUGAUGCCACAAGGACUAUACACCAUCGACGAGGGCGACCCUGCAGGCGAUCGUGUUAAUAUCCUCUCUAUCCCACAGCAUCAAGAGUUUGUUGAAUGGGAGAAGAAGGAUGCCAGACAGAGACAAGGGCCAGACAGCCUUGUUAUCCUCAGCACCAGCGAACUGAAGCUGCUUAAUACGACAAUCGUCAAGAAGAUUGAAGUCAUGCCUCCAUACAUCUCACCACCGAACACGCCAACCAGCGCUGACCAAGGUCAAUAUCUCGACGAAGAGACGAAACAGCAAAUCAAGAAUGCCAAAGGCCUCGAUUUACUCAACCUUCUUCGCUCCCAGCCAGCAUGGCAUGCCGUUUCCAUUACCAACGACCCAGCACUCUUUAACGCACGAGAUAACCUGUCGGACUAUUACCACAUGCCAGUUAUCGAGGAUCCGCGCGCUGAUGAAGAUGAUCUCGAUCUCUGCAACUUAUCAAUUUCAUCCGCCUCAGACUCCAUUCUCUCCGACUCUGACGAAAUCACUUUGAACCCACCCCGGCGGAUGAGCCACCCACAAUCUAUCAUCCUUUAUCUCUUCGGCAAAGGCCAAUCCGAAUGGGAUAUCGCCAAAAUCCUUGGCUUCUUUGAAGAGAAGUUUUUUGAGGUGUCUUCCACGUGUGUUUACAAGGAUAUCAUCAUUCCAGCCCAUUGGGACUUGAACGACCGCAUUGUGGCAAAGCUGAAGGAGGUUUGCGUCCCUGAGGAGAAUCUGCAUCCGUGGUGGGAGGGCGAGUUUGAUAAGCAGGGGCUAAGGAUUCCGAAGUGUUUCCGUGCUCUCCAGCGGCUGGCGAGGGCUAGGCCAAUUACUAUUAUGGUUGAGGAGACAGUAGAGGAAUACCUGUAUUAUAGAUUGGCUACUGGAGAAUAG
Messenger RNA from Venustampulla echinocandica, 1023 nucleotides. RefSeq lists its product as uncharacterized. The coding region runs from base 1 to 1023 and encodes 340 amino acids. The record is from RefSeq and is a predicted model, not a curated record. NCBI's taxonomy places the organism in Eukaryota, Fungi, Ascomycota, Leotiomycetes, Helotiales, Pleuroascaceae. The transcript has a single exon.